ACAUACCCCUUCCGAGUAAGUGCCUAGGUACGCUUGUUCAUUAAGAUUCUGUUCAUCCAGAUCGCAUACAUUCCUUUGGAUUCAGAUCGCGUGAUCAUAGAGUAGAGCAUGAAGGAUGAGAAUAGGUAGUAUCCCUUUCCUAGAUGCAAGCGGUCAUGGAGAAAGAGCGGGUUAUCCAUUCCGGUAUCAUUUCAAUUUCAUUCGUCAUGCAACAUUCUAAUAUAAACCUGUCGUUUUUGAUUCGUUUCGCCAGCUGCCAACUCGUGGCUCUUCCUCUGGUACCACGGUCCGAGUCGCAAUUCCGGAUUCAAUGUUCAACGACGUCUCGGAGAGUCGGAAUCCUUCCGGUCGGGAAUCAAUUUCCAAGGAUUGCGGCUUGUCAGUGGCGUGGUGCUGGAAUCAGGUCGACAUGCGAGUCCGUGACCUCCAGCCUCAGGAAUCAUCAAGGUGCUUCGCCAAUCGUCAUACGACCAGAACAGUUCGAUGUGGGAAAGAUGCCACUCAUGAACCAUAGCACUUGGCAGAAUCACGGAACUUCUACGGAGGAUGUCCAAUCUGUAGUGAUCCAACAUGAAUCCAUGGCAUCUUGGCUGUUUGGCUUUCCCCAUUCCGUGUGCAACGAUGGAUUCUUCCCUCGUACACGGCAUGAAUUGACAGUAUCCCCCGGGGAAACAGUAAGAACUGUCGUUCAAGGAAUGCGCUGUGCGAUAGCCGGAACAAUGCAGGAAUGGAUCCCCUACGUGCCUGGACUCUGGAGCGUGUAUGUUCCACUGCUACCUACUUUUCCCAUCUCGUUGGAGUGACUUUGGCAGAUAAAAUGGCCCGUUUAUAUCCGUACUUUAUACAUCUUGAUUGCGCAACCUUCUUCCUCCAUGCUCCUCUUCGUCCUCUUCGUCACCACCUCGAGGAAGACCCGUUCAAUAUCGAUGUUGGGAUUUACAAACGCUCCAAGUCAGCUGUAGUCCGAGUUCCUUACACUGAAUCCCCUUACAGCGGCUCGUACUGGUGCUGCGUCGGAGUCCUCCAUCGGAGGUUUAAUGUCCGUAUGGCUGAUAUCUUUCUAUCCUCAUUGGCCGAUAAAUCUAUGAUACACUGCAGUUGGAUCAUACAAAUGUCCAUGGAUGAGGGAAGAUUGGUUUCUUUGUCCUGGUUCUGUGUCACUGCUCAACCUUGGGACCGGUGGCGAUCUCGCAAUAACAAUAUCAAUUGUAUUCUUUUAAUUCAGAC
Messenger RNA from Eremomyces bilateralis CBS 781.70, 1227 nucleotides. RefSeq lists its product as uncharacterized. NCBI's taxonomy places the organism in Eukaryota, Fungi, Ascomycota, Dothideomycetes, Eremomycetales, Eremomycetaceae. The record is from RefSeq and is a predicted model, not a curated record. The transcript has a single exon. The coding region runs from base 144 to 803 and encodes 219 amino acids.